This is a messenger RNA of Chlorella variabilis, 456 nucleotides long. RefSeq lists its product as hypothetical. The transcript is spliced from 6 exons. Bases 1 to 456 code for a protein of 151 amino acids. NCBI's taxonomy places the organism in Eukaryota, Viridiplantae, Chlorophyta, Trebouxiophyceae, Chlorellales, Chlorellaceae. The record is from RefSeq and is a predicted model, not a curated record.
AUGCAGAGCGCGCUUCUGUUUGGCUUUGCCAAGUCCAAGGCGGCCGCGCCCAAGGCCCCCAAGUACGAGACCGUCACCAUGCGCAGCAGCUUUGCCAUCCCCACAGUCCUGCUGGGCACCGCUGCCGCGGCUCACUUUGCGGAGCUGGAUGUGGUGAGCUACGUGACGGGCGUGCUGGGCGCGUUCCUGGCCUUCCAGGCCAACCGCGUGCGCUUCGUGUUUGACGAGGAGGCGCUAGAGGUGCUGAUCGGCCCCGGCGCCAAGAAGAGCGACAACGCGUUUGUGGGGGGCGAGAACCGGUGGGCGUACAGCAGCUUUGUGAACUGGGAGUUCUGGUGGCCCGGCUUCCCUGUGCUGGUCUACUUCAAGGAGACGCAGACCAAGCCUGAGGGACAGCUGUAUGAUACCAUGGUGGAGCGCUGCGGCCCCAGCCAGAACAGUGGGCCCAAGAACUGA